GGGGAGAGACGGCGGCUGCUCGGGGGCUAGGGUUUUGUCGAGCCCGGAAUGCAAGUCCUUGUAUAGUACGAUGGGGUUCGGGUUUGGGGCGUCGGAUGGGGCUCGGACGGUGGUGAUGGGGUGACCGCCAGCGAGUUGGGCCGAGAAGAGUGGACGGGCCGGGCCGGGCCUCUAUAAUCGGCCCAAUGGCAGGGCGGGAUGCCUACAAAACAAACAAAAGGGCAAAAGGCCAGCUAGGCACAGAGCAGCAGAGAAUUCAAAUUUGCAGCGCCUCCCUCGGCCUCGCCUCGCCGGCGAUCACCACGGCUGCCGCCUCCUCCUCGCUCGCCGCUCGCUCCCGCUGCGGGAGCCGGCCAUGAAGCUUAAGAUCAACAAGGCGUGCGACCUCGGCUCCAUCUCCGUCCUCCCUCCCCGUAGGACCGGAGGGAGCGGCGGCACCGGAGGGGUGGGCGCUUCGGGUUCCUCCGCCGCGGCCCUGUCGGGGUCGCAGCAGCAGCGCUCGCAGCCGCUGUCCCAGCAGUCCUUCUCGCAGUCGCAGCUCUCGCAGGGCUCCCUCGACGAGAACCUCCUCAGCCUCCACCUCGCGUCGCCCGCGCGCGAUCAGAGAUUCGGGUUACAUGAUGACUCAUCAAAGAAGAUGCCUUCCUUGCCUGUCAACUCGGCUUCUUGUGUGCGAGAAGAAACUCAGCUGCAACUGGCAAAAAUACCAAGCAACUCUGUCCAUCGGUGGAACCCUUCUCCUCCCGACAGUAGAUGUCAGGUUCCCAAUGAAGAUGUUGAGCGCAAAUUUCAGCAUCUGGCAAGUUCAGUGCAUAAGAUGGGGAUGGUACUCGAUUCAGUGCAAAAUGAUGUUAUGCAGUUAAACAGAGCCAUGAAGGAAGCGUCACUAGACUCUGGCAGCAUACAGCAGAAGGUUGUUGUCCUGGACAAUUCACUGCAGAAAAUUCUUAAGGGACAAGAUGAUCUCAAAGCACUUGUUGAGAGCAGCAUCAAAAGCAUUGCUGAUCAGCUGAGUGUUCUGAACUCCCACUCCAGCAAACUGGACGAGAUAUCCUCGACCCUUUCAGUCUGGCCGAAACAAAUAGAGAUAGAUUUAAGGCAACUUCAGAGUGACAUCUUCAGAAUUUUUACAAAAGAGAUGGAGGGGAUUUUUAGAGCUAUCAGAUCCCUCAACAGUAGGCCUGCUGCAAUUCAAAUACCAACAGACCAGAGCUGCACGACCCACGGAAGGCCACUGAUGCACCAACUACCCGUAGCAAAUGAAAGACCCCAGGUGAACCAAACACCAGUAGCAACCAUGGUGAACCAAACACCAGUAGCAAAUGGAAGACACCUGGUGAGCCAAACACCAGCAGCAAAUGGGAAAACUCUGAUGAACCAAACAUCAGUAGGAGAUGGAAGAUCCCUGAUGAGCCAAGUACCAGCAGCAAACGGAAAAUCUCUGAUGAGCCAAAUACCAGCACCAAAUGGAAGACCUGUGAUGAGCCAGAGACCAGGAGCAAACGGAAGGUCCCAGAUGAACCAGAUACAUACAGCAAGUGGAAAGCCCCAUACAAACAAAAUACCAGUACCAGAAGUGCAUCCUGCACCUCUGGCUUGCCCUGCAAAGAUGGCAUAUCCGCAUCUGAAGGUAGAAGAGGGAAAGAUGAAAGCGCUUCCUCAAAAGUUGACUGGUUCUAGAAGCAUGGUGACACCUAAACAGGAAGAGGUGCCAACCCGGACUGCGGCAGCUAAGAAGGCACCACCGGCCAUGGUAAUCAUCGACUCCGAUGAUGACCUGAACAAGGAAUGCCACCUCAUGAAGGAAGCCGCGGAAGAGAGCCAGCAGAUUCUGCGGAGGGCCAGGAAGCGGCGGAGGAGAGAGAUGCAGGCCAUUGUGCCUGCCACCUAAUCAAUAAUUAGGUAAUCGGAUCUAGUGAUACGCAGUAGUACGGAGCAGAUAGAAAGGAAUGCUGUAGAUAUUAUUAAGGCAGCAGGCCGGAAAAGGAGUUCUAUAUAUGUUUGUAGGAAAGAGUUGCGUGGUGGUGUGAUCCGAUUGAUUCAAAUUCGACUGGUAUUACCUUUGCAUGCAGCCCUGCAACUGCUAUGUCCCAUCCGCCGCACAUAUAUCCUAUAUAUUGGACGGAGGAGUACUAGCGACCACCCAGAUACAGAUACAGUCUGCCUGCAAGCCACCAUAUGCAAAUCCGGAUC
This is a messenger RNA of Panicum hallii, 2193 nucleotides long. Its product is annotated as protein PAIR1. Gene Ontology annotation, cellular component: nucleus. Bases 356 to 1891 code for a protein of 511 amino acids. The record is from RefSeq and is a predicted model, not a curated record. Gene Ontology annotation, biological process: chromosome organization involved in meiotic cell cycle; microsporogenesis; embryo sac development. Lineage: Eukaryota; Viridiplantae; Streptophyta; Magnoliopsida; Poales; Poaceae. The transcript has 10 exons.